CAAAAGUUGACACCUCUUCGGAAACUUCCAACAUCGCCGCUGCUUGGAGCCUCAACUCUCACUUAAACCGCCCCCCCCUCGGAGCUCCGUCGCGAACUCAACACGUCGUUACCUUAUUCCGACGGCAUCCCGCGCCGCCGCAAGCCUCCGAACUUACGGCUCCGCGAUAGAAACAGCAUGAGUUCAUGAGAUUAGGGGGUUCCCAUCGCGCGCCCACGCCCACGCUGUUCCCCCUCCCCGUCGCCUCCCGCCAUGGCCCUCAUCGGCCUCCCUUUGGUGAGAGGCCAGGUCCGCCGACUCUGGAUCGCCUCCCUUCACCUCCUGCUCGCGGCCUCGGCGUGCGCCUACAUGCCGCUCUCCGACGCCGCGCUGCGUAACGUCACAGUCUCCGAGGCCGACUUCGACAUCCACGCCGGCCCGCUCCUUUCCCCCCUCCUCAUCCCCCGGGUGCCCGGCACGGACGGCCAGCUCCAGACGCAGCGCCACUUUGUCGACUUCUUCACCAAGUCGCUGCCGAAAUGGACCGUGCAGUGGCAGAACUCAACCGACAAGACGCCCGCCACGGGCGACGCCAACGUGCCCUUCCAGAACCUCAUCUUGAGGCGCGAGCCGCCCUGGACGAAGCCCGGCCAGGCCAACUAUCUCACCCUCGUCGCCCACUACGACAGCAAGUACGAGCCCGCGGGCUUCAUCGGCGCCACCGACAGUGCCGCGCCGUGUGCGAUGCUCAUGCACGUCGCCAAGGCCCUCGACCCGUACUUGACCCAGAUGUACGAUGAGAUGGUCGCCCUCGGUGAGCUGGGCGGCACCGUUCCCAUGGACAUGGGCCUCCAGAUCCUCUUCCUCGACGGCGAAGAGGCCUUCAAGUCAUGGACCGACACGGACUCGCUGUACGGCGCGAGGUCCCUGUCGAAUGAGUGGGAGCACACCUUCAACCCGGCCAUGUCGCACUACAAGACGCCGCUCGAGCAGAUCAGCGCCUUCGUGCUGCUCGACCUACUCGGCUCCGCGGAGCCCCGGAUCCCGUCCUACUUCCAGUCCACCCACUGGGCCUACCGGGCCAUGGCCAAGGUUGAGCAGCGCAUGCGCGAGCUCGGCGUGCUCGAGACCAAGCCCAAGAACCCGUUCCUCUACGACGCCGAGAAGAACCCGCAGAUGUUCGGCCGCAGCGGCAUCGGCGACGACCACGUGCCCUUCAUGAUGAAGGGCGUCAACGUCCUGCACAUCAUCCCCUCGCCCUUCCCCGCCGUGUGGCACCGCAUGGAGGACGACGGCGAGCACCUCGACAUGCCCACGGUGCGGGACUGGACGAGGAUCGUGACGGCCUUCACCAUGGAAUGGCUCGAUACGAAUGAGGUGAUGGCGGAAGAGAAGGAGGGAGAAUAGACUGUAGUAGUAGCGUUCAUACAUUAAAUAACCAUCCAACAUAUUACAU
Molecule: messenger RNA, 1435 nt
Organism: Colletotrichum destructivum
Lineage: Eukaryota; Fungi; Ascomycota; Sordariomycetes; Glomerellales; Glomerellaceae
Product: Putative peptidase M28, glutaminyl-peptide cyclotransferase
Exons: 2
Coding region: 253-1386 (377 amino acids)
Molecular function (GO): glutaminyl-peptide cyclotransferase activity; zinc ion binding
Source: RefSeq, a predicted model, not a curated record